Galleria mellonella (greater wax moth) is the source of this 4171-nucleotide messenger RNA. RefSeq names its product longitudinals lacking protein. Gene Ontology annotation, cellular component: nucleus. NCBI's taxonomy places the organism in Eukaryota, Metazoa, Arthropoda, Insecta, Lepidoptera, Pyralidae. Bases 268 to 2022 code for a protein of 584 amino acids. Gene Ontology annotation, molecular function: protein binding. The transcript has 7 exons. Gene Ontology annotation, biological process: regulation of transcription by RNA polymerase II. The record is from RefSeq and is a predicted model, not a curated record.
AGAGCUUAUUUUGGGUCACUCGCGUCGCUUCCAACUUGUACUUCGUUUGGAUUUUUGUGUAGAGGUGCCUUUCUCUAAACUUGCAGCAUAGAACGAGCAAAGUAGUUUAGUGUUUUCAAUCAAGAAAGCUGGCGGGUGUGCAAAUGUGUUAAAUUAAUGUGGCCCUAUUACAUUAUUUCCAAUCUGCGUAUAAUAGUGUUAUAAUUUGUUUGAAUAGUUGAUGAAAUAGUCAAGGGCCGAGGGCGCGGCGAGUGGCAAGUCGGCAUCAUGGAUGAUGAUCAACAGUUCUGCCUGAGGUGGAACAACCACCAGUCGACACUCGUGUCGGUGUUCGACACACUACUCGAGAAGGGUAUACAUGUAGACUGCACCCUGGCAGCCGAGGGACAGACACUCAAGGCCCACAAAGUGGUCCUGUCCGCGUGCAGUCCUUACUUUGAGAGUGUAUUAUCACAGCAGUAUGAUAAACAUCCAAUAAUCAUAUUAAAAGACGUAAAAUAUGCAGAACUAAGAGCUAUGAUGGACUAUAUGUAUAGAGGAGAAGUGAACAUAUCCCAAGACCAGUUGGCAGCGUUGCUUAAGGCCGCCGAGUCACUGCAGAUCAAGGGACUGUCAGACAAUAAGCCGUCGAGGCCACCGUCGCGUCCGGCCCAGGCCGUGGUUGCACACCCGCCUCGCGUUCCAUCACCACCUCCACAAGUCAGAGAUGGCAGCAUAGACAGCCGUGAAGGUUCAGUAAGUCCAACUCGCCGCCGGAAGAAAGCCCGUCGUAUGUCAACAGAGACCACACCGAUAGUACCACUGGCGCCCAACAACGACAGCGCUCAAGGGAACGGCGAGGAGACACAGUGUAAAGAGGAAGUCGCUAGAGACGGCGUCGAAGAUCUCACUCUUGACGAGGAGGCAGAGGAACAGCCGACAGCUACCCACAACGACGUUGUACGCAAUUUCCAAUGGCAUUUGGAACGAUCUCAAGACGAAGUACUAAACUCGAGUGACAGUGUACGAGAGUCGCAAGAGUUGCACAAGGAUAGCCACCUGCCGGCGCUGCUGUCGCUGCUGUCCAUACAGCACGCGCAGCAGCCGGCGCUGGCCGCGCUCGUGCCGCCCUGCGUCCACCUCACCGACGUCAUCAAACCUAACCUUACCAAAGACAUGGUGCCCAUCCCCGCACAGCUGCAGCUGCUGCAGCACACCUUCAUGCAGAACAACAACACGGUCGGCCCCGCCGCCGACUACAAGCCGCCGCCCAAGCAGGAGGACGACUCGGACGCCGAGUACGACGACACCGACGACAUCGUGCUGCCCGAGGAGGCGGACGCGUACUACGACAGCAGCACCGGCUUCCCCACCGCCAGCAUCGUCGGCGCCAACGACGCCUACGACGGCAAGCACGAGGGCAAGCAGCAUUACGGCAAGCGAGACGGGAACAGCUCGGACGACACGGUGCGGCAGUUCGAGUGCAGGCACUGCGGCAAGAAGUACCGCUGGAAGUCGACGCUGCGGCGCCACGAGAACGUGGAGUGCGGCGGCAAGGCGCCCUCCCACCAGUGCCCCUACUGCUCGUACAAGGCCAAGCAGCGCGGCAACCUAGGCGUACACAUCAGGAAGCACCACAACAACGAGUGGUACAUAUACGCCAGCAACAAAUGUGUGGGCGUUUCAGGCGGCGGCUGCGUGCCGGAGGACGUGUCUUUCACUAGGAUCGGCGGCCUGUCCUGGGAACAGUGGUCGGCGCGACUGGCGCUGCCGGCCGCGCGGCCCGACCGGCUCGACCGGCCCGACCGGCCCGAGCCCAGCUUCUCGUGCCCGGACUGCGGCCGCGUGUACAAGCUCAAGUCGUCGCUGCGCAACCACCAGAAGUGGGAGUGCGGCAAGGAGCCGCAGUUCCAGUGCCCGUACUGCGUGUACCGCGCCAAGCAGAAGAUGCACAUCGCGCGCCACAUGGAACGCAUGCACCGCGAGGUGCAGAUGAAGCCCGAGCACUACCUCAAGCAGGACAACGUCGACGCCUGCACGUAGGGGGCGCGCCGCCCGCGCUUAGUCACUCUUCUAAUACUCCCUAUUGUUAGGAUGUUUAGUACAUUUUUAUGUUAAAUUUCUACGUAUCGAUAACUUUUUGGAUGUUUAUAUUGGCGAAUAUUUUGUUAGGACCACAUUGAUAUACUUUAUAUAGUAGCGUCUAUAUACGUGUUUUUUACGUACGAGUGUUGUAAAAUCAAAAAGUAACAAAUUUAAGUAAAUCGUCCAAAUUACUGGCAGGCCCCCGAUUUAUAUCCGAUUGUGAUAAUUGUGAUGAAAUCUCUUUUGUGAUAGUGGCACGAGACGGUCACGUUAGAUGUAAUCGCCUACUAGAGGUCACGUGUAGUGUCCCCGAAUGUUACCUACUCGACUGUAAUGUUAAUUAACAUCUCUGAAGUGAUGACAGAAUAUAGAAUUAUUAUCAUGAAUUUAAUUAUAACGAAUUACUCGUAGUAUUUGACACUAGUUGCAGUUGCACUUGCAACAGUGUGUGUGCAACUGUUGCAUUUAUCCAGUAAGUUAAGUUGGAAAGUGAUUUUUUUUUUAUAGUUACGCUUUACUCAUUUUUUUUAUAUAUUUUUUUAUAUACAGCAUUUAUUGUGUAAACUAUCAUUCCUGGUUAAAUACAAGACUUAGGUGUGAAGAUUUGAUGGAAAUAUAAAGUACAAGUUGUUUGGUUAAGAUUGUUACCAAUUGCAGUUACUGUCGCCUAAAUUUGCAGUUGUUAACUGACAACUGAAGUGUAUUCACACAUCAGUGGAAACGAGAACUUUUAGAUUUUUUUUAGUGUAAGUUAGGUCCUAGUGUCCAGAGAUACAUAUAUCAAAAUAUAUCGGCACAUUUUGUUUAUAUUUUUUAAUUUAUGCUCUGGCUAUAUAUCUCGUGGACGUGUAACUAAUAAUGGUUAAUGUUUACGUUGUAGUUGUAAUGAAAACGAAGCUAUUUUCGCUUAGGUAGCAAGCUCUUCUUUGCCAUAAUGCAUGUUCCAUUAUAUUAUUGUAAUACUCAUUUAAGUUAAUUUUUUUUUAUUUCGAUUAUUUUUAGAUCUCUUUACGUCUUAUGCAUUUAUUUUAUCAGUACUUUUAAGCUUACAAUUUGAUCCGUGAUUGCAGUAGUGGUAAUCCGCUCGCUAGUUCCUCGCGAUGGCGUCUAUGAUGCGUGCGUUGUUUCUAUAUUAUUGGCUCGAUCCAAUUAGUGAUUGUUAGUUAGGGCCCGCAUAGACUAUAUAUAGUGCCUUACGUGAUCUUUGACGCCUAUUGUAUAAAAGAUCACGACACUGCCACAAAAUUAUUGUGAAACGAACAUUGCACAGUUUUAUAGUUUUGAAUUGUUAAAAUCAAUCUUCCAAAUAGUCUUUAAGUACGUUAUACACAUUACCAUUUAGAGAGUAUCAUACAAUAAGUGGUGGUAUCGUGAAGCGGCAUCGUUCCGCCCUGCACGCCGGCGUACACAGGCGCACGAGCCUGCCGCUGUGAGUGAGGACUCCACCGUAUAACAGUGCGUAGAGCGACAGCGGUGCCGCCUCACCCGCACUAUGCCACAUUAGGUUUACGAUCCGCUCGAGUUACCAUCAUACAAUCAAUGUAAAGUUCACAAAGUACAAUCAUUACAUGUCUUGUCAAUGUAAAACUAAGUGCCUUUGAAAAGUUAGUCAUUAGAGUUUAAAAUGUUUCCGUUAAUAUAAAGUUCGGUUAAAUCACGCAUUGUUGUUAUUGCAAAAUUUCUAGGUUGUGAUUUUGACAGACUAUUUUCCUAUACGAAUUGUUGCCAAAUUUUGUAACAGAUAUUUGACCAUGUUGUAUAUGUAUAGAUUAAUUCGCAUUGAACUACUACUUGAUAGCUGUGAUAUUGCCAUUAUAAAACGAACUAUUCUCCGAUAUUAAAUUUAAACCGGCGAAGUGUAUGUGCGCUGAGAGUAAGCAGUAUCUCUUGAGGCCGCAACAGUAUGUUAGAUAGAACAAUAUUUUAAUAAUGACCCAAGUGAUGUUAGUGACAACCCUAGAUACUUCUGUAAUAGGAAUUACUGCCUAGAAUAUUUGUAGUAUUGUAGUUACUUUGUAAUCUGCCAAUAAGAAGUUACAGUGAUUAAAUGCAUUUGAUUGUAUUUUUAUAACCUUUUUUUGUAUUUUAAUAAAGUUGCUAUUCUUGA